Molecule: messenger RNA, 324 nt
Organism: Caenorhabditis remanei
Lineage: Eukaryota; Metazoa; Nematoda; Chromadorea; Rhabditida; Rhabditidae
Exons: 3
Coding region: 1-324 (107 amino acids)
Biological process (GO): translation; cytoplasmic translational elongation
Cellular component (GO): cytosolic large ribosomal subunit; ribosome
Molecular function (GO): structural constituent of ribosome
Source: RefSeq, a predicted model, not a curated record
AUGCGUUACACAUCGGCUUACUUGCUCGCCGCUCUUGGUGGAAACUCCGACCCGAAGGCUGAUGACCUCAAGAAGAUCUUGAGCUCUGUCGGAAUCGACGCCGAUGCCGAGAAAGUCGACAGCGUCGUGGCCGCGCUGAAAGGAAAGAACCUCAAAGAGGUUAUUACCGAAGGAAAGGCUAAAAUCGCUUCAGUACCCUCAGGAGGAGCUCCAGCCGCUUCAUCCGCUGCCCCAGCUGCUGCUGCCGCUGACACCAAGGCCGCCAAGAAGGAGGAGCCAAAGGAAGAAUCUGAUGACGACAUGGGAUUCGGACUUUUCGACUAA